AUGGCUCUCGAGGGCGCGCACAGGACACUGAUGGGAUGUGUUUCAUCAAGUCUGCUGAUUCUCCUCUGGUGCCUGCUACUCGCCCGUGCCCAGCCCCUCCCGUCUGUCUCUCUUCCUGCCCAAAUCAACGUUCUCCCUCCGUGGCGCUCUCUCCGCCUCUCUCAGGCUGAUCUGGGGCUUCUGUUCACCAAUUCCAGCCCUUACACCUUCACCCAGUCCCUGCUCCUCAGACCUCCUCCAGAGACCAGCACCAAACCCUCAGUGCGGGCCUCUUUCGGGCCUUACUCUGUCAACCAGCUGGUAUCUGACCCCAUUGCCCCGCUGUCUCCGUCUCUUACCGCGUCCCUCCUGACCAAAACUGUUGUGAGGGAGAAGGAAGGAGACAGAGGAGAGCGGUUGAAAGUGAGAGUGUUAUUCCACAUGAGAGGAGACAACAACAGGGGGACGUGUGUCACCCUCCACGCUUUCAAAGAGACAGAGGAACAGAAAGCUUCCUGCAUCACUCAGCCUCCUCUUGGACUCUGUGUGGUCACACUCACUUUACCCAAAGACUGGUUUGACUCAGACCAGGACGCUCAGCUGAACCCUCUCCACACUCACCGACAACGCCACGUCUACAGGCACAGACCACGUUACCGUGGUAGACAGCGUCAGAAUAUUCCAGCAUCCCUCAAAAGGAAACCUGCCGUCCCCACAAAUCAGAUCCAACUCUACUACUCCUCCUUUGGCAGAGUAUCAAACUUUAAAAUAUCGCCACCUAGAUGUGUGGAGGACAGUUUGCAGCAGUCCGAGAGAAAACUGUACUAUAUCGGAUCUGCAAGCCUUGAUGACAAAGGACUGAAGGACAACAAGACAAAACAAAGCUUUUUAUGCUUGGAUGGACAAGAAGAAGUGGAACAGUGGCUAGACUCAAAUGUCCUCAUUCGCUAUAACAAAGGACCUGGCCAUGUUGGGCAGCCAUUAGGAAUGUCGGUGAACCUGAGGUCAAAUUUCAGUGGAGAAUUUCUGAUCGUUAGACUAAAAGUAAAGAAAGGGUUACUAGCAGUGGUGGCCCAACCUGUGAGGAACUCCAACUUCUGGAGCAUUACCAUGGAGAAGACCAGCGGCACCAAACAUGACACUAUUUCCUUAAUCUGCCACAAAAAUGGCAGUCUGGACAAAUCAAGGCCCUCAGCUUUCCAGCAGGUAGCUUGUUUCUCAGUCAACGGGAUACGCAGAAGCUUUGGGGUUGCAAUGACAGUUGCCACAAGCUGGUGGGUUGAGUACUCAAGUCGUAAUACCUUAGUGUCGCCACACGGGGCAGUCACGAACUUCAUCUCCUUCACAGACAGAGAAAUUGUAGGAAUUGCUCCCAUUACUGAGAGCAACACAAUUAUCAACACAGCUAUCUUAACCAGUCAGCCUGUGUCACAUCCUGUAAUUGUGCUGGCAGUGGGGCAGGACGGGAAAGUAUCAGAUGUUACAUCAGCAGUGAGGUGUCAGUCUACCAAUGAGGAUAUUGUUAAGGUGUCGAGUGAUUGUUCAGCACUCUUUGUGGACGGGAGUGAAUCAGGAAUGGGCAGCACCUGUGUCGGGGUGGAGUUUUCUCUGGGCACACUCACUGGAUCCCUGUGUAUGGCCGUGUGGGCGCCAGUGGUCCCUCUCCGAAUUUUUCUCUCGGAUUCUGUUCUCAGCCCUAUAGACGGCUGGAGUUACUACUCUGAGAACAGGUGCAGUCCUGUCUUCCAGAGGUCCUCUGUACAGGUUUUGGCACAGUUCAGUGCCAAGCCAUCUGCUAAAGGUGACCACCUGACUUACAUGCUUGGAUCUCCUGAUUGGUUUGUGGAUGUGACAGAGCUGGUUCGUGAUUGGUUGAGAAUAGAGAAUCCUCGCGUUGCAACACUGGACAAACAGGGCUAUUUGAUUGGCUUGAAGCCUGGACUUACCUCUCUCCAUGUGAUAUCGAGCCAGUGGGAUGGUGUGCUUGGCAGUGCUGAUAUCACAGUAACUGGUGAAUUGGUGACUCCUGGUGACCUCUCUGUGCAGUUAGUGGGUGGACUAGGCCUGUCAAUCAACCCAAGCCCAUCUAAUCCUUCUGUUGUGACGGCAACAGCCACUGCACACAACACGCUCUACAAUCACGGCCAAGAAGCAUCAAUCAGCAUCUGGCUCCAGUUCAGUGACGAUACAGCCAUUUUGGUCUCGGCUUUCAGUGGCGUCCCGUACUCUCUUCGCCUCUCUUCAUUGGCUGAGUCUGUGGUCGCCGUGACGCCGGCUCCAUCGCAGCGAAUCAUAGCACAAGGUGAUGGUGGUGGACCAUUACUGAAAGCUGAACUCCUGGUCUCCACUUGUGAGCCGGUGUCAAAUGACAUCGUGAUGGAUGAGGGACGAGCAGGAGGCGGGACUAGAAGAUUGGCCAAGGGUUCAGGCUGGAUAAGAGUGAACCUUGAAGCGGACCUCUGGCCGAUGGAAAACGAGGACGCAGAUUUCGAGUUUCUUGACAUUUCGGAUAUGCUUGUCGAAUCCGACAAGGAUGCAUACAGCAAUUCUGGUGAUAAAGAAGACCCGGUGAACUCCACCGACGAUUACGACAACGCCAUAGGAAAUGAAAUGAUAGCCAGAAACGUCUUAGAGAAGGCAGUUUUGACUCCAAACCACGAGGAGACUGCAGUGUACAUUUCUCCUGGACUGGCGAGGGAGAACGAGGGGAGAGAAAACGGUGAGAGGGAGCUGGAGGUCGGAAUUGGGGCAGUUCUCUCUCUCCUCUGUCUCUCCUCCCUCCUUUUUUUGGUAAACUGCCUGCCUUGUGCUCUGAGGGAGCAGAGGCGCAGGAACAGAAGGAGGGCGACAAAAGGAGGAAGGAUGGAGGGAGAGGAGACUGGAUUCGGCGCUCUCACCGCCGCGGCCCGGGUUCGAUUCCCGGUCAGGGAACACAUGUUUUGUGUUGCUAGCAGCUAA
Molecule: messenger RNA, 2937 nt
Organism: Chanos chanos (milkfish)
Lineage: Eukaryota; Metazoa; Chordata; Actinopteri; Gonorynchiformes; Chanidae
Gene: tmem132a
Product: transmembrane protein 132A
Exons: 12
Coding region: 1-2937 (978 amino acids)
Source: RefSeq, a predicted model, not a curated record